Molecule: messenger RNA, 1686 nt
Organism: Adineta ricciae
Lineage: Eukaryota; Metazoa; Rotifera; Eurotatoria; Adinetida; Adinetidae
Source: the annotation of a GenBank genome assembly
AUGUUACAAUUCGAAUGGCUGCCAAAUGAAGUUUUACUUGAAAUUUUUCAAUAUCUUCAUGAUGUUCAACUAUAUUGUGCUUUCUAUGGUUUGAAUUGUCGAUUGAAUCGACUAUUGGCCAUUCAUUCUCGAGUUUAUCAUUUCGAUUUUCGAUCGAUCUCCAAACGUGAGUUUGAUUUGAUUUGUAAAGAACAUUUUCCAUCGAUUAGUCAUCGUGUUAAAUCGUUAUUUUUGUCAAAUGAUGAUCAAACACCGAAUUUAUUCAAUCGAUUCUAUUCGUAUCGAUUUGAAUUUGUUCGUUUACAAUCGUUAUGCAUUGAUUCGGUGAAUUGCCUUUCGUUGGUCAAUGAACUUCUGUUCGAAUGUCGACGGUUAACAAAUUUACGACGAUUAUGUUUGUUCAAAUGUGAUUUUAAAGAUCAGAAGAUGUUUGUUGAUUUAAUUGAAAAUAUUUGGAAUCUGAAAAAGUUAAUUUCGUGUCGAAUCGAUCAUCGAUUUCCAUACGAUUUGAAAUUGAUAAAUGAAACGAGAAAUUCGACUUUGGAAAAUCUUUCGUUGGAGAAUUUUCAAGUUGAUCUGAAUGUAUUGACGCAUUUAUUUCAAUGUACGCCAUCGCUUCGACAAUUGAAUGUAAGUUUAAUUCAACGAUUGGAAACCGAUCGAAUUCAUUUGGAGAAACCAUCAACCAUCACUUUACUCAAAAUUUCCUUUCGAAAAUCAUUUGAUUUCAUGUACAUUUUAUUUCAAAAUUUCCCAUUUUUAAAACGAAUGGUCAUUCAAACCUUUCGUUUAUAUUUAACUGGAAAUGAUUGGAAAAAGAUUAUUCGUAAUUGUUUACCAAAAUUAGAAGAUUUUCAAUUAAAAAUGGAAAUGAAAUUUCCUCAUCCAAAACAUAUCGAAGAACAAUUAGAAGAAUUGAUCAAAUCUUUUCAAACACAAUUCUGGAUUGAAGAUAAACAAUGGUUCGUUCAAUGUGAUUGGUUCAACUUCGGAAUCAGUCAAUUAGCUACUUUAUACACAAUUCCGUACACAUUCGAUGAAUAUCUUUUAACAAACAAAUAUUGGUCAAAGUCAACUUCUCCUCAGAAUAUCAAUUAUCAAUCAUUUCAUUGUGUGAAUAAUCUUACAGUGAUCAAUCUUAACGAGAAACUUGAUGAUUUUAGAAAUGUUGAUCAUUUAAAGUUGAAUCUUCCAUUAGGAAAUCAGUUUUGGUUGUCACUUCCAUGGUUUGAUCGAUUGAUAUCGUUGGAAAUUACAUUUGUUGAACGAUCGAUUUACAUUCCAUUCCAAGUGUUACUCGAUCGAUCAUCUCGACUUCAAUCGAUCUGUUUCGGUAAAUGUUCUGAUAUGGAAAUUGUAUCGAAAUUAACAAGUCAAUCGGUUCGUCGAUUAGAUUUUUUAACCAAAAAUGUUUACAAAAACUAUUUUACAAAACAACAAUGCUCAACUUUACGUCAUUCUUCUCUUGGAUCUCAAUGCAAAUCACUUCUAAUACCCGUCGAAAGUCGAACGGAUGUGAUUUAUUUAGCAAAAUCUCUUCCGAAUCUUCACUCGUUGACUUUCCAAUGCAAAGAUGAUCCGUUUGACGAUGGAUUUCUCCAUUGGUUCCAUCGACAUUUACCUUCUACAUGUUCAGUCGAUCGAGAUGCGAAUCAAACAUCACAUAUUCGUUUAUGGAUUCGUUAA